Molecule: messenger RNA, 1011 nt
Organism: Acanthosepion pharaonis
Lineage: Eukaryota; Metazoa; Mollusca; Cephalopoda; Sepiida; Sepiidae
Source: the annotation of a GenBank genome assembly
AUGCCUCAGCCAUCCAUUACUCCACCAUGCCUCAGCUAUCCAUUACUCCACCAUGCUCACCAUGCUAUCCAUUACUCCACCAUGCCUCCCAGCCAUCCAUUACUCCACCAUACCUCCAGCCAUCCAUUAAUCCACCAUGCCUCAGCUAUCCCUUACUCCACCAUACCUCAGCUAUCCAUUAAUCCACCAUGCCUCAGCCAUCCAUUACUCCACCAUGACUCCACCCAUCCAUUACUCCACCAUGACUCAGCUAUCCACACCCACCAUGGCUCAGCUACCCCCAUGCCCCAGGUAUUCCACCAUGCCUCAGCCAUCCAUUACUCCACCAUGCCUCCAGCCAUCCAUUACUCCACCAUGCCUCAGCUAUCCAUUAAUCCACCAUGCCCUCAGCUAUCCAUUAUCCACCAUGCCUCACAUCCAUUAUCCACCAUGGCUCAGCACCAUACCCACAGCCAUCCAUUAAUCCACCAUGCCCUCAGCUGUCCAUUACUCCACCAUACCCCUGCCAUCCAUCCCACCAUGCCUCAUCCACACUCCACCAUGCCUCAGCUAUCCAUUACUCCACCAUGGCUCAGAUAUCCAUUACUCCACCAUACCUCAGCUAUCCAUUACUCCUCCAUGCCUCAGGUAUUCAUUACUCCACCAUGCCUUAGGUAUCCAUUAAUCCACCAUGACUCAGCUUUCCAUUACUCCACCAUUCCUCAGCUAUCCAUUAAUCCACCAUGCCUCAGGUAUCCAUUACUGCACCAUGCCUCAGCUAUCCAUUACUCCACCAUGACUCAGCUAUCCAUUACUCCACCAUACCUCAGCUAUCUAUUACUCCACCAUGACUCACCUAUCCAUUAUUCCACCAUGACUAGCCAUCCAUUACUCCACCACACCAGCCAUCCACACUCCACCAUGCCUCAGCUAUCCAUUACCCACCAUGACUCAGCCAUCCAUUACUCCACCAUGACUCAGGUAUCCACACCCACCAUGCCUCAGCCAUCCAUUACUCCACCCAUGACCUAG